Suillus discolor is the source of this 2044-nucleotide messenger RNA. RefSeq lists its product as uncharacterized. The record is from RefSeq and is a predicted model, not a curated record. NCBI's taxonomy places the organism in Eukaryota, Fungi, Basidiomycota, Agaricomycetes, Boletales, Suillaceae. Bases 333 to 1826 code for a protein of 497 amino acids. The transcript has 7 exons.
CCCAAAGUAACGUCCAAUAAUUAAUGCGCUCACGUCUUCUUCUACCUCGUCGAGAUUCUAAUCCAAACUGCAUCUACAAUUAAUAGGGUACGGUUGAUGGAUUGCAAACACACUGGAAGAUUGGGACAACUGCGAACAGACGCUCACAUAUACACAUUUAGUUUGCCCGGAGUCUCGUUACCAUUCUCAGGAAGUACUUUGGCUCCCAAAUCUUGGGAAGAGUAAGGCACGUAGAGGGCCUCACGUAUCUUGUUUUCGUGAACGUCGGAACGCUCAAGAGAUAAGUAAAAUAAAAAUAGUGAACAGGAUGCUUACGAUACGCCCAUCUAAUCAUGCGCUUACUACUUCUCUGCGUCCUCCUCGUUGGAGUCACCCAAGCUGCACCUACAGCAAAUACAACAAAUACCACUACUAACGACAGUCUUAAAGCACCAUCAUUCACGACAAGAACCCUAUGGAGCAUCAUUUCUAGCUCCGUUCUCACUAUUUUUGCAUGCGUCUACAGUGCCAUCCACCCCAAUAUCCCGAGUCCUAAGCACACCAGCCAGCUUCAUGGCCUAUGGCGACAAAUUCGCAUGGUGAUAAUGGCAUUGAUAGCUCCUGAACUGAUCGUCACCUGGGCUAUGCGACAGUGGUUCAGCGCUGAUCAAGUUACAAGACAAUUCAAGGAAUUGGGAUAUCCCAGCGUUCGUCCGGAAUCUGAAGAAAAGAAGUCUUUUGGAGCACCUGGAACUGAAAAUCGCUUCCUUCUCGACAUUCUUUUGGCUUUUGUUUGCCUCUUUCGACUGCUCGCUAGAGGUAUAUUAUCUGUGCUGGUGUCUCUUUGGCGUGUCCUUUGUGCUCCUGUGAGGUGGGCCACACGGUGGAUUAGUAAGUCAGAGAAACCCGAGUCUGGUGUGGAAGAUUUUACGUGGACCCAGACGCACAGCUUCUUUGUGCUGAUGGGUGGUUUCAUGCUUUAUGCGAAUGGGAAACCCCACCGUACCGCAAGCCGUACACUACAACCAAAUCACAUUCUCACACUGAUACGUCAGAGGCGUAUCGACGUCCCUAUCCUAACGGCAGACCAGAUCCACGACAGGAGCAAAGGCAAUGCGAUAUCAAAAGGAUUGGUCAUCCUUCAAGUAGCCUGGUUUGUUAUGCAGCUCAUCACCCGCGCCAUCUAUCACCUAGAAACCACCCAGCUCGAAGUGGGCACACUCGCUUUUGCGGUUCUCAAUUUCCUAACUUAUGCUGCUUGGUGGGACAAGCCUCUCAAUGUGCAAUGCCCACAUCCAGUGUACUGGAAGUCGACCAAGUCAAAGUCAAUCGUGACGCCAGAGGAUGUCAUUGGUGUCAGCGAAGAAGAUAAAAUCACUCAGUUUGGGGUCUUGGCUCCAGUCUUGCGCCCAUUCCUAGAACUGAUAGGCUUUCCUGGUAUUCCCCCAUCUCGAGAGCUCCAAGUUCCAACGUUUGAUGGUAGCAUCGAACUCGAACAACUGCACAAACACGUUCUUUUGCUCGCUGGAUUGCUUAUGGCAACUAUAUUUGGCGGCAUCCAUUGUAUGGCUUGGUUUUUUGCUUUCCCAACAUACCAGGAACAGGUGCUAUGGCGCAUGAGUGCCGUCGCUAUAACUUGCACGCCCUGGCUUGGUUUACUCACUGCACCGCUCCUUGCAGCUCUGGACGCGUCACUUACAUUGUUUAUCCUGCUCUAUGGAUCAUAUAUCAUGUUAUACAUCACAGCUCGUGGCGUCCUCUUGGUACUGAUGUUCACCACUUUACGCGAUCUUCCUCCUGACGCAUACCAAACGGUGUUGUGGACUAGUUUGGUGCCGCACUUAUAGUUCUUGAUCACAGUGUUUUGUAAUACACUUCGUACUUAUCCAACGAUAUUUAGAUGCAGGAUUUGUUUGGUCGACAAAGGACUUAGGUAUGCCCAACAGCUAUGAAUGACGCGAUUUUCAUGUUCUCCUACCCGCCCAGCAGCUACGUUCUUCGCUGUACAAGAUCCAUAAGCUUGAUUUUUUCAACCUCAAUCUCCGAUCAAAGGACACAAGUGAGG